Molecule: messenger RNA, 414 nt
Organism: Ostrinia furnacalis (Asian corn borer)
Lineage: Eukaryota; Metazoa; Arthropoda; Insecta; Lepidoptera; Crambidae
Product: max dimerization protein 4-like
Exons: 2
Source: RefSeq, a predicted model, not a curated record
AGCCUGGAAGACAGAGAAAAAAGGCACUCGUUUCACAAGGAGCAGCUGGCUCGGGAACACCGGUACCUCAGACGGCGGCUCGCGCAACUGCACGCGGCGCCGUGCGAGUUGAAUGCGCGCGCGCUGGCCGACGCGCUGCCGCACGCGCAUAGCACGCGUGCGGACUCGCUGUCCUCGCUGGAGUCGUCGUCGGGAGUGUCCACAGCGGAGCGGUCGCCGUCGUCAGUCUCGGAAAGUGACGAAGUGGACGUGAUCGGCUACACGUCGAACCAGAGCGACAGCGAGUCGCUGGUGUCGGGCCACAGCGGCGACAGCGGCGUGGGCGUGCGCGCGAGACGCGUUCGCGCGCGCACGCCGCACGCGCACGUCCACCACGAGUGCCACGCGCGCGCGCGCCGCGAGGCGAGAGUCUAG